Messenger RNA from Oryza sativa Japonica Group (Japanese rice), 1390 nucleotides. RefSeq names its product O-methyltransferase ZRP4. NCBI's taxonomy places the organism in Eukaryota, Viridiplantae, Streptophyta, Magnoliopsida, Poales, Poaceae. Gene Ontology annotation, molecular function: S-adenosylmethionine-dependent methyltransferase activity; protein dimerization activity; O-methyltransferase activity. Gene Ontology annotation, biological process: methylation. The record is from RefSeq and is a predicted model, not a curated record.
UAUUUAUAGUGCAUCUUGUGCAUAAACCCAUUCCAAACUAAAAGGAAGACAAAAUUAAUUGGUAGUGCCAUGGCGCCCAUUCAGAGCAACGGGCAACAUGCCACCAGCUCGCUCGAUGCUCUGAGCGAGCUCUACGGCAACACCUUCUCCGUCAUCAAGUCCAUGGCUCUCAAGGCCGCCUUGGACCUCGGCAUCGCCGACGCCAUCCACCACCACGGCGGCGCCGCCACCAUGGCCCAGAUAGCCACCAGGGUCACGCUCCACCCCUCCAAGAUCCCGUGCCUGCGCCGCCUCAUGCGCGUGCUCACUCUCUCUGGCAUCUUCGCCGUCCAGAAGCCGGCGCCCGGCGAUGCCGCAGCCGAAGCCGACGAGGCGCCCAUGUACACGCUCACGCCGGUGUCCCGCCUCCUCAUCGGCGCCGGGAACCAACGACACAUGAUGUCCAUGCUGCUCCACCCGUGCUUCAUCGCCCCCUUCUUCCGGAUCAGCGACUGGCUCCAGCUCGAGCUGCCUGAGCCGUGCAUGUUCAAGCACACGCACGGCCAGAGCUUCUGGGAGAUGACCAACGAGGACGCCGCGUUCAACACGGUCGUCAACGACGGGAUGGCGUCGGACAGCGCCUUCAUGAUGGACAUCCUGGUCAGGGAGCACGGCGAGGUGUUCCAGGGGAUCAGCUCGCUGGUCGACGUCGCCGGCGGGAACGGCGCGGCGGCGCGGGCCAUCGCGAAGGCGUUCCCCGAGGUGAAAUGUAGCGUGAUGGACCUCGCCCACGUCGUCGCCGACGCACCCAGGGGGACCGGUGUCGAGUUCAUCGCCGGCGACAUGUUUGACAGUAUUCCAGCAGCCAAUGCUGUCUUCCUCAAGUGGAUUAUGCAUGAUUGGAGUGACAAUGACUGUGUGAAGAUACUUCGGAACUGCAAAAAAGCCAUCCCAUCUAGAGACGCCGGUGGAAAGGUGAUAAUCAUGGAUAUAGUGGUCGGAGUUGGCCCAUCUGACCAAAAGCACAGAGAUGUGCAGAUCUUGUUUGACGCGCUCAUCAUGUUUGUCAAUGGCGUUGAGCGAGAUGAACAGGAGUGGAAGAAACUUUUCGUUGAAGCUGGAUUUAGUAGCUACAAGAUCAUGCCAGUCAUGGGCUUCAGGUCAAUCAUCGAGGUCUAUCCUUGAACUUGUUACUCAUUCUUCAAUGAGCAGACGUCCGUUGGCUAGUCUAUAUCAUGUAUAUUUAUUGUUGUGAAACUAGACAAAAUUGUGUGUGCUCGCUUGGGUUGUUUGUGAUUAAUUGUGAUCAUUCCAAAUAAAUAAGUGUGGUGUAACUUUUUAUAUAUAAUGGACAACAUCCCGCGCUUUACUGUGGAAUAUAUAUGCAUGAAUCUAUAUGAUGUUGUACAAA